Molecule: messenger RNA, 5328 nt
Organism: Pseudopodoces humilis (Tibetan ground-tit)
Lineage: Eukaryota; Metazoa; Chordata; Aves; Passeriformes; Paridae
Source: RefSeq, a predicted model, not a curated record
AUGGCUGAUGGUUAUUCAGGCAUUGCAGUAUCUACUGCAGCAGGCAUGAGCAGUUCCUGUGUGACAUUGGCCGAGGUCCUGUGGGCAAGAGGAAGCCCUCUGGAGGAAGAAGAAAUAUGGGCACUCCUGUACCUGUCCACAAUGCAGCUUCUGGAGGAUCUUCACAAAGGUGAGAUGCUGGUAUAUUCCUUAGGAAUGACCCUCUAUUGGUCAGCAGAUUACCAGGUUCCUCCAAACCAGUCCCUCCAGCUGAGUGACCAACUACAUACACUCUUGCUGACACUCUGUGAAGAUCUGCCACAUAGAAGACUUUCUCCUGAAUCCAUUCUGGAAGCAUGUGAAGCACAUCAGAAGGAAUCUGCUUCCUUACCACCAAAAUUCUGCAUAAAGAAAAUGGUUCAGUUUGCAGUGGUAAGUGUCAGCGAGGUAGAGCAGGUGGUCACUGAAGACAGCACAGCCUCUCAGCUGAACAGAAGUCAUGUGAUAAGGAAAAGACUGCAUGAAAAAAUAUCGGACACCUCAGCGCUGUCAUCCCAGAUGAAUUUUCACCAAGGAAGAGCUCCAGAGACACACAGAUCAUGUGACACCACACUCAGUGGGUCAAGGACACAAAGUAGCUACAAGCUCUUCAUAAACAGGUCGGUGAGCGCUGUAGAAGAAAUCCCGGGUGGAACACAGAAGAACAGCCGACAGAACCUACUAAGCUUGGGCUCCACCUUCUCUGUGUCUACAAAGGACUACUCAGCAGCUUCUGCAUCACAGAAAUGUUUGUUCCACAGGAAAGAAAAGUUUUCAGGUCCAGAGUUUGUUAUUUUGUCUAGUGAACCACCAGUGACCUUACAGCUGCCUGGAUCAAUUGUGACUAAAAAAGGGAAAUCCUAUUUGUCCCAAAGGGAUCUUAAUGUAAUUCUACUCAAUGGCCAGUGCCUUGAGGUGCAAUGUGACAUCAAGACCAAGGCAAGAGAUGUUUUCAACACUGUGGUGGCAUAUGCAAACUUGGUGGAACAUUUCUACUUUGGCUUGGCUUACCUGAAAGGUAAAGAAUUCUUCUUUUUGGAUGAGGAGACCAAACUCUACAAAGUUGCCCCAGAUGGCUGGAAUGACCAACCCAAGAAGAAAAUGUCCAUUAUUAAUUUCACACUCUUUCUAAGGAUAAAAUUCUUUGUCAACCACUUUAAUGUUAUUCAGCACGGCUUGACAAGGCAUCAGUUUUACCUGCAGCUUCGUAAAGAUAUUUUGGAGGAGCGAUUAUAUUGCAGUGAUGAGACUGCCCUGAAACUCGGCGCUUUGGCUUUGCAGGCAGAGCUUGGCAAUUAUGCUUCUGAGAUGCAUGGAAAGAGCUAUUUUCGUGUUGAAGACUACAUUCCAGCAAGUCGAAUAGAGAAAAUGACCCUGGCAUAUGUACAGCGAGAGCUUGCUAAAUUACAUCGUAUGAAUCGCUCCCUAUUUGAGGAUGAAGCUGAACUAGAAUUUUUAAAGGUGACUCAGCAACUUCCUGAAUAUGGAGUGUUAUUCUAUCGUGUAUCCCAAGAGAAGAAAGGGACAGAAGGGGACAUUAUCCUUGGAAUCUGUGCCAAAGGCAUCAUCGUCUAUGAGAACAAAAAUCACACAAGAAUUGCCAGUUUAAGAUUCCAGUGGCGUGAAACAGAAAGAAUUUCAGCUCAUAGAAAAAAAUUCAUGAUUGAAAGCAGUUUCAGUGGCAAGAAACACACCUUCAUUACUGAUACAGCGAAGACAUGUAAAUACCUACUGGACCUCUGCUCUGCCCAGCACAAAUUCAAUGCACAGAUGAAUUCUAGGCAACUUCGGCAAACUUCAUCAGAGGACAGUAAAUUUCUGGAAAUAGACAAAUCAAAUUCUGCAUAUGCAGCUCAGCAUGAACACCUUGCCCUUAUUCAGAGACUGUCUCGGUCAGAGAAUGUGCUUUAUGGAGCAAACCUGGAAAACCUUUCUGCUGGGAUGAUGAGCAAAUCUUGUGAUAACCUCAGUGUGGAAACCAACAACAGGACUAGAGACAAAAGCAAUCUUGGCAGAUCUGUAUCAGGGCUAUCCCAGUCAGAAAUGCACAUCAAUUCAAAUGGAAAGCAAAGGAGUUAUGACUUCCUCUCAAUCCAUUCAACUCAGAACACAAUCAGUGCACCUGGAUCACCAGCCAUGCAAAAGGAAGUUUUGCUAAGUGGUCUAGAAAGAGAAAUCAUUUGUGUCAGCCUAAAACGUGACCCUAAGAAUGGAUUUGGUUUUGUAAUUAUUGGAGGAGAAAAUGUAGGAAAAUUAGACCUUGGUAUCUUUAUCGCUUCAAUUAUCCCUGGGGGACCUGCAGACAGAGCUGGAAACAUCAAACCAGGAGGACGACUCAUCUCUGUGAAUAAUAUCAGUCUUGAGGGUGUUUCAUUUAAUACUGCAGUUAAAAUCAUACAGAAUUCUCCUGAUGAAGUGGAGCUUAUCAUCUCUCAACCCAAAGACGUGUAUGAAGAAGGAUUAAAUGAAGACAAGAAUCUAUCAAGAGGAAACAGCACUAGUGGAUCUGAAAUCUCCUGUGUAGACAGUGGGAGAAAAAAGAUUCAGGAUUGUCAUACAGCUCUCCUCAAAGAACAGGACACAAAUAUAGAUGAACUUGAGAAGACUCUCUCUUGGAAUUCAGCAUCAAAAUCGGGCCCUAGGAUUCCAGUUCCUUCAGCUGAUAGCCUGGAUGUAGAGGCAGCUGAUUCUUCCCACUUAGCAUCUUCAUCAGAAACCAACUCAAAGGAAAUCUACACAGUGGAACUUGUUAAAGAAGAUGGGACUUUUGGAAUCAGUGUGACUGGUGGAAUUAACACCAGUGUGCGUCAUGGUGGGAUAUAUGUGAAGUCAAUUAUUCCCAGGGGACCAGCAGAUAAGGAUGGACAAAUAAAGAUAGGUGAUCGUCUGCUGGAAGUAGAUGGCAUCAGCCUCUGUGGCAUCACCCACAAACAAGCUGUGGAACACCUUAAGAAAUCUGGCCAGAUUGCCAAACUGGUUCUAGAAAGGGGAAACUACCAACUGGCAGAGCCAUGUUUGACUGCUAAUGACAGAAAGGAGGACCAAUGUGCAGUUGUUUCUGUGGCAACAUCCCUCACAGAUGGUACCAAGGACUGCUGCUUUUUGACAGAUGAUAACACAUUUGAAGUGAAAUUAACCAAGAACUCUGGAGGCCUUGGAUUUAGUGUUCUGCAGAUGGAAGGAGAUUCUUGUGAACACCUUGGAGGAGCUAUUGUCAGGAUCAAAAGACUGUUUCCAGGGCAGCCAGCUGAAGAGAAUGGAGAAAUUGAAGUUGGAGAUGUCAUUUUAAAUGUGAAUGGGAAACCUCUCAAAGGGCUCCUGUAUCAGGAUGUCCUGCAUUUGCUUAGAGGAGCUCCUCGAGAAGUUACACUACUACUUUGCAGACCACCAAAAGGUGUUCUUCCAGAAAUAGAGCAGAUUGCUUUGACUCCAGCACCAUCUCCAAUUAAGGACUUCGUGGCAGAAAUGCCAGGCAACAGAGAGGCAGGAAACAGUAUGGAUCAAUCCACCAGUGACGAAGGUAGCACCUCUCCAGACCUCGAAGAUUGCCUCGAUUCUCCAGUGGGAGAAGAUUUCAGUGAGCCUCCUGAGGAUGACAGCUCAGCUUACGAUGAGCAGGAAGCUGAGUUUCAAGAGAAACCCAUACAGAAACUCCCAGCUUCCAGAGAGAGUUUCUAUAAGCAUCUUUGGAAGAUUCAUCAAGAAGCUUCCAGUUCUGAAGUCUUCCACUCUCUGGAGGAGGAAGUGAAGCAGAACUGCUACUCACCAUGUGAAUUUGGACAGGUCAAAAGCCGCGUAUUUAAUAAGAGUCAUGAUGACCAAUCGAACACAAAAUGUAUGCCUGAAACUCUCUCUCUAACCCCUAUUGAUGAAGAGUAUCUCACUGUCAGCUCAAUGCCUGUGACCCUACUUCCACGAGGAGGAAGCUCUGAGACAGUCUCUGCAACCACUGCGACCCCACAGCCAUCAUCAUCAUCCCUGCCUGACAGAGAGACACAUGACAGUGACAAUGAAUGGGAAGACUUGGAGGAACCAGAGGAAGAGAAGGAAGAAAAUGAAGAUUGCACUCAGGAAAUGGAGAUCUUUGUGACUUUGACAAAGUCAGAGAACAACGGUUAUGGAUUCUCUGUAGUUCUUAACAAAAUGGACACCUGCCUGUACGUUGAUGAAAUCUUGAAUGAUCCUGCCCUUUCUGAUGGAAGAUUGAGAAGGGGAGACAGAAUCAUUAUGGUGAAUGGAACUGAUGUCACAUCUUUACCAUGCAAUGAAGUCCUGACUUUACUGCAAAGUUCUCCUCCAGAUCUGCACCUUGUGGUUGGUCGUGCUGACAGUGACCCACGUCCCCCAGUUAGGCCAGAUGAGAUUCCUGAAAUUACUCUCACAAAGGGUGCCGAUGGACAGCUAGGCUUGAAGCUGACAGGAGGAGCUGGAAGCAAGUUACAAGGUAUUUAUGUGCUAGAGAUAGUGCCUGGCUCUCCUGCCAGUGUGGAAGGCAGUUUGCAGCCACGAGAUCAGAUUGUUUACAUCUGUGGACUGUGCACUGAGGGCAUUAGCCUGGAUGAUGCAGUGAGAGUGUGUGAAGCUGCCACCCAGAAUGUUCAAAUCAAAGCCACCAGAAAUGGCAAUCCAGUGGUUCCUAUAGAACAGGAAAAUAAGAAACAUUUGGAGGACACAAACUGUGAUGCUCAGCAGAACGCUCCCGAUUCUCCAGAAUGUAAAGACUUCAUUAUUAAGAUUGAGUUAGAAAAGGCAGAAAAUGGAAACCUAGGAUUUGCACUGGUAGGUGGAAAAAAUGGCAGGGCUAUCCUAAUAAAAGCCAUCAGCCCGGAGAGCAGUGCAGAUCUAGAUGGAAGACUUCAAGUUGGUGACAUCUUACUUAAGGUGAAUGAGACUUUUGUGUCUGGUCUGCCACGCCAAACAGUUACAGAUUUGCUGCGCAAGGCUCAAGGCACUGUUCAACUCACUGUCUGCCGAAGCGUGGCUUUGCACUGGGCUUAUUCAGGCAACCACAGCAACAGAGCUUCCACUCCAAACACAAAAGCAGAGCCUGACAGAACCUUUGCAUCUGGAGAUGAACUGACUCAGUUAAUUAACUUGAAACCAUCACAGAGUGGAAUAGAUCCAAGGACUGACAUAACAGGUCUUAUUCAAGGCCUUCAGCUGCGGAUUGAAAAUCAAGAGGUGCUAAAGGAGUUUAUGGCUUUAGAACAUGUGAAACCAAUAGAUGACUGCAGAAUUGGCAAAGCACCAGAAAACCAAAACAAAAACAGAUACCGAGAUAUCCUUCCAUGUAAGUAUGCACAGAAAUGA